GAAAGAUUUCUCCAAUGAAAACUAAAUUUACUUUUGAGUUGAUUUCUGAUAUGGUUAUUAAGUGUUAACUAUCUCACAAAGUCACUUCUCUUAUUAAAAAAAUUGGAAUCAAGAAGAAAGACGACUUUGUGUAACAGUCUGUGUUGUUUGAUGGAUUGUUGUCUUCAUGUUAUUCUCCUAUUCUCCCUCUGUUUCAUUGCCGUUUUUCCUCACCUGUCUCAUUCUUCACGUCAAUCAUCCUUGUGGAAUGGCAAUAAAGAAAUGUACUGAUCCUAUCUCCAGUUUCCCUCUUCCUCUUUUACUGGUUACAGCUUUGAUGAAUGCUUUUUUUUUCUUUCAGAAAAACGUCGAUUUUGAAAUUGACGACUAAUUCCUUGUCGACUCCAAUUGAUCCAACACGGGUUACACAAAUUUCAUGGCACCCCAGAGUUUUUAUAUAUAGGAAUUUUUUGACAAAUGAAGAGUGUGAUCAUUUCAUCUCUCUGGCUAAAGAUAGUCUGGAGAAAUCCAUGGUAACUGACCUUGAAACAGGGGAGAGCAUAGAGAGUGAAUAUCGGACAAGUACUGGCGCGUUUCUCAACAAAGCUCAGGAUGAAGUUGUUGCUAAUGUGGAAGCCAGAAUAGCUGCCUGGACAUUUCUCCCUGAAGAGAAUGGAGAACCAAUGCAGAUAUUGCAUUAUGAACACGGGCAAAAAUACGAGCCACAUUUUGAUUUUUUUAUGGACAAAGUUAAUCAAGAGAUAGGCGGUCAUCGUGUAGCUACUGUCCUUAUGUAUUUAUCAGAUGUUGAUAAGGGUGGCGAAACAGUUUUUCCUAGAUCAGAGGUAAUUCCAAUUUUGUAUGAUUUUCCUCCAAAGGGUGAUGACUGGUCUAAUUGUGCUAAAGAUGGCUAUGCAGUAAAACCAAAGAAGGGCGAUGCGUUGUUGUUUUUCAGUCUACAUAUUAAUGCAACAACUGAUCGUUUGAGCUUGCACGGAAGUUGCCCAGUGAUUGAAGGUGAGAAGUGGUCUGCUACAAAGUGGAUUCAUGUUAGGUCCUAUGACAGUAUUCCAUCAGCUGAGAAGUGUAUCGAUAUGUAUCCUGAAUGCUCCAGUUGGGCUGCUUCUGGUGAAUGUGAUAAAAAUCCUUCAUACAUGGUUGGCACUGAAGAAUAUGUAGGUCAUUGUAGGAAGAGCUGUCAUGUUUGUUCAUGAUAGAAAAUUAUAAA
Solanum stenotomum is the source of this 1207-nucleotide messenger RNA. RefSeq names its product probable prolyl 4-hydroxylase 7. Gene Ontology annotation, cellular component: endoplasmic reticulum. Gene Ontology annotation, biological process: peptidyl-proline hydroxylation to 4-hydroxy-L-proline. The coding region runs from base 321 to 1193 and encodes 290 amino acids. Gene Ontology annotation, molecular function: L-ascorbic acid binding; procollagen-proline 4-dioxygenase activity; iron ion binding. The record is from RefSeq and is a predicted model, not a curated record. The transcript has 7 exons. NCBI's taxonomy places the organism in Eukaryota, Viridiplantae, Streptophyta, Magnoliopsida, Solanales, Solanaceae.